Molecule: messenger RNA, 447 nt
Organism: Ordospora colligata OC4
Lineage: Eukaryota; Fungi; Microsporidia; Ordosporidae
Product: HscB-like chaperone
Exons: 1
Coding region: 1-447 (148 amino acids)
Biological process (GO): [2Fe-2S] cluster assembly
Cellular component (GO): mitochondrion
Molecular function (GO): protein-folding chaperone binding; ATPase activator activity
Source: RefSeq, a predicted model, not a curated record
AUGGCAUCGCCUUCAAAGCACUUUGAUGUGUUUGGCUUGCAUCCCACAUUCAACAUAGAUCAGCACAAACUCAAAAAGCAGUAUCACGAGCUCUCCAAAAUAUUCCAUCCAGAUCUACAACGCGGCUCUUCUACAGCGCAAACACGCAUGGACGAAAUCAACAAGGCAUACAGCAUUCUAAAGGAUGACUUUUCACGUGCAAAAUAUUUAAACAAUCUGGAACCAUUGUCUGUCAGUCAGGAAUUCUUGAUCGAGAUGCUUGAUUAUGAAGAUGCAAUAUCUAACAUAACAAGCAGCCAUCAAGAACAGACCAUCAGAAACGAUCUGUUGCAACGAAUUGACCAGUGCAAGUACAAUUAUUCAAAUGCUGAAUAUCUGAGCAAAUGGGCCUACUAUGAAAGACUAAUAAAAAUCCUGGAUGAAAGCAAAAUCACAAUGCAACAAUAA